CUCGUUCUGAAAUCAAAAAGAACAAAAAAAAAGAGAGAACGAAAUUGGUUUAUACCUUCUCUCAUUCAUAAUCGAAAUACAAUUCAUGGCGGAUCAGCUUAACUUGUAGCUCAAACUUCCUCUAUAUUCGCUCUCCGAAUUCUAGUGUUUCACCUUACAACGGAACCACAACUGCAUAAUCUGAAACCAGAAAUUACUAAAAAUCGAUUAAUCGGAUAAUCAAUUUUCAGAUUUCGAGGAAAAACAGGGUAAAACGAUGAGUAGUGGACAGAAGAAGAGGAAUUUUCAGAUUGAGGCGUUCAAACACAAAGUAGUGGUGGAUCCGAAGUAUGCUGAGAAGACUUGGAAGGUUCUUGAGCAUGCAAUUCAUGAGAUUUAUAAUCACAACGCUAGUGGACUGAGCUUCGAGGAGUUAUACAGAAAUGCUUACAAUAUGGUGCUACAUAAAUAUGGGGAGAAGCUUUAUUCAGGACUUGUGUCAACAAUGACAUUCCAUCUCCAGACAAUGUCCAAAAGUAUAGAGGCUGCCCAUGGUGGCUCAUUCCUUGAGGAGCUUAACAGUAAAUGGAGUGAUCACAAUAAAGCUCUGCAAAUGAUCCGUGAUAUAUUGAUGUACAUGGACAGAACUUUCAUACCAAGCACGCACAAAACUCCUGUUCAUGAGCUUGGGCUAAAUCUUUGGAGGGAUAAUGUAGUUCACUCAGACAAGAUCCAGACUAGGUUGCUGAAUAUGAUUCUUGAAUUGAUACUUAGGGAACGUACUGGUGAAGUUAUCAACAGAGGGUUGAUGAGAAACAUAAUCAAAAUGCUGAUGGAUUUGGGUGCAUCAGUCUACCAAGAAGAUUUUGAGAAACCAUUUCUUGAUGUUUCUGCUGAUUUCUACAGAGUAGAAUCUCAGGAGUUUAUAGAGUGCAGUGAUUGUGGGGAUUACUUGAAGAAAGCUGAACAACGUUUGAAUGAAGAAAUUGAGAGGGUAUCUCAUUACUUGGAUGUGAAAAGUGAAGCAAAGAUAACUAAUGUUGUGGAGAAAGAGAUGAUAGCCAACCACAUGCUUGGACUUGUUCACAUGGAGAAUUCAGGCUUGGUAAAGAUGCUUCUUGAUGAUAAGUUUGAGGACUUGGGAAGGAUGUACAACUUAUUCCGCCGGGUUCCUAAUGGGCUCUCGACAAUUAGGGAUGUAAUGACAUCCCACAUCAGAGAUACCGGAAAACAGCUUGUUACAGAUCCUGAGAAGUCGAAGAAUCCAGUGGAGUUCGUGGAGUGUCUGCUUGAGAAAAGAGAUAAGUAUGAUAAGAUCAUAAGCUUGGCGUUUGGCAACGACAAAACCUUCCAGAAUGCCUUGAAUUCUUCUUUCGAAUAUUUUAUCAAUCUGAAUCCUCGUUCUCCGGAGUAUAUAUCGUUGUUUGUAGAUGAUAAACUGCGGAAAGGACUGAAGGGAGUGAAAGAAGAGGAUAUUGAGCUGAUUCUGGAUAAGGUUAUGAUGCUGUUCCGUUACCUCCAGGAGAAAGACGUCUUUGAGAAAUACUAUAAGCAGCAUUUGGCAAAGAGACUGUUGUCGGGUAAAACAGUAUCUGAUGACGCUGAGAGAAGUCUAAUUGUUAAACUGAAGACUGAAUGUGGGUAUCAGUUCACUUCAAAAUUAGAAGGCAUGUUCACAGACAUGAAGACCUCUCAGGACACGAUGCAAGGGUUUUACACAACCUAUGGUGCCGAGUUAGCCAACGGACCUACAUUAGUUGUCCAGGUUUUGACUACUGGAUCCUGGCCCACUCAAACUAGUGUCACCUGCAACUUGCCAUCUGAAAUGUUGGCUCUCUGUGAGAAGUUUCGUUCGUACUACCUCGGGACCCACACUGGUCGGAGAUUGUCAUGGCAAACAAAUAUGGGUACGGCCGACCUCAGAGCUACCUUUGGGAAUGGACAGAAGUAUGAGCUGAAUGUUUCAACUUAUCAGAUGUGUGUCUUGAUGCUGUUCAACGGUGCUGAUUCUCUCAGCUACAGGGAGAUUGAGCAGGCCACUGAGAUUCCAUCUUCUGAUCUCAAGAGGUGUCUGCAGUCCUUAGCUUGCGUAAAAGGGAAAAACGUGCUGCGCAAAGAGCCCAUGAGCAAGGACAUCGCGGAAGAUGACGGGUUCUCUGUCAACGACAAGUUCACCAGCAAGCUUCGCAAGGUGAAGAUUGGGACUGUCGUUGCACAGAAAGAAUCCGAGCCUGAAAAGCAAGAGACGCGACAGAGGGUGGAAGAGGACAGAAAGCCACAGAUCGAAGCUGCAGUAGUCAGAAUCAUGAAAUCACGGAGGGUGUUGGAUCAUAAUAAUAUCAUUGCAGAGGUCACAAAGCAACUGCAGUCGCGGUUCCUGGCAAACCCCGGGGAGAUCAAGAAACGGAUAGAGUCCCUCAUCGAACGAGAUUUCUUGGAGAGGGACAAUGCAGAUAGAAGAUUAUACCGAUACCUUGCCUGAAGAAAGAAAACAAUUCCAGUUGCUGUACUUCCUUUUCAGGGUAGCUUUCUGCAGCGGAAAUGUAACUUAUUGACAGCUGUUGACAUCAGUUUUAUUCCUGCUGAAUGCAUUUGUUUUACUAGUCUUCAUUCA
Messenger RNA from Salvia splendens (bonfire salvia), 2593 nucleotides. Its product is annotated as cullin-3A. The transcript is spliced from 2 exons. Gene Ontology annotation, molecular function: ubiquitin protein ligase binding. Lineage: Eukaryota; Viridiplantae; Streptophyta; Magnoliopsida; Lamiales; Lamiaceae. Gene Ontology annotation, biological process: ubiquitin-dependent protein catabolic process. The record is from RefSeq and is a predicted model, not a curated record. The coding region runs from base 257 to 2461 and encodes 734 amino acids.